AUGGCUCAGACCGUGGCUGAGACUGGGCUCGAGUGCGCGGUCCUUCCGCCCCGGGCCGCCGACUACAAGCGAUGUGCUGGCCUGGGGGAUCCGCUGGAGGCCUCGAGGUCCAAGGCACUACGUGCGCAGGCCAAUGCCCGCCGCAACUCAAAGGCACUGGCUAGAUCGCUGGCCAUGGCCGCGUACUGUGAUGAUGACGACGAGAGCGAGCUGGACGAUGCCGACGAUGAGCGUGAGGGCUGGUGCGGUAAUGGUUCGGGCGGGGCUGGUCCGAGCCAAGGCUACGGCGUGGGCCCAGCCGAGCCGGCGUCCUGGGCGCUCCCUCUUGCCCCUGAUGGCGAGGUUGACCCGCUGGGGCUCACCACUGACUGCGAUGGCUGGAUCGACGCCGAUGCUGACGCUGACGCCGAUGGAGUCUCUGGCGUCUUUCAUGACGAGGCAGUGCUGGCCGCUGAGGCUGAGGCUGCGACGAGCGUGGCGUUUAUGGAAGAGCGGAGUGCGGUGGCAGAGGCCAAUGCGAAGCGUCGCAACAAUGCACGGCGCAUCGACUUCCGCAAGCAGAUCAUGACCGGCGAGUAUAUGGAGGGCGUGCCAAGCGACUUUCCAGAUGCUUGGCUGGUGGUUCCUGUGCCAGCCGGCAUGCGGCGGCUCCUGGUCUCGAACCGUGGCACUACCGUGGCUCGCAACCGGUGGGGCCGCGCCGUUGACUCGUUCCCGUCGCGGCUGCCCGGCGGCUCGCGGGCGGCGCGCAGGGUCCGCGACAAGUACUGCAUCCUCGACUGCGUAUUUGUGCCCGACCAGGCCGAGGCCGAAGCCGGCAGCGGCGCUACCAUCGGCACCUACUACGUGCUCGACGUGCUUUGCUGGAAGGGCCAGCCUCUGUAUGAGACCGGCGCCGAGUUCCGCGCGUUCUGGCGGACGUCGCGGCUGAUGGAGAUUUCCGGACUGGAGAGUGUCCAUCCGACCGCCAAUCGCCACGCCAUCGUCAAUUUGGGUCCGUAUCCGUGCGACGCACACGGCCUUGCCGCCGCCGUCGAGUCCGGCGACCUGACACUCGACGGCCUACUACUCUUCCACAAGGAAGGCCACUACGCACCGGGCACCCGAUCGCCGCUUGUUCUCUGGCUUGAGGCGCAUUUGCUCCCCUCGUUCCUCAGCGAAGUGGCAAGGUAA
Messenger RNA from Thecamonas trahens ATCC 50062, 1173 nucleotides. Its product is annotated as snurportin-1. Gene Ontology annotation, cellular component: nucleus; cytoplasm. The transcript has a single exon. Gene Ontology annotation, biological process: snRNA import into nucleus. The record is from RefSeq and is a predicted model, not a curated record. Bases 1 to 1173 code for a protein of 390 amino acids. Lineage: Eukaryota; Apusomonadida; Apusomonadidae.